AUGGGUGAUUCUUCUAUGGUUGACUAUUGUAAUCAUGUCAAGUCACUUGCUGAUCUUAUGGAGAAUAUGGAUGCAAAGGUUUCAGAAAUUAAUCUCUUUUCCUAUAUGUUAAAUGGAUUAUCCGCCAAGUACCGCCAUAUGGCAACCACCAUUCGUCAUCAACGACCGGUUCCAUCUUUUUGGGACACACGUUCUAUGCUUGUACUUGAAGACCAACAACUUUCUCAGGAUCAGAAUCUCUCCUCCUUAGCCUCUCAUUUCGAUGAUUCUUCAUCUCCAACGGUUCUCACCGCCGACUCCACUCAUCCGAAUACUAACCGGGCCGGUUUUCGUGGAGGGACAGGCGGACAGAAUCAUAGAGGUGGUCACAACGGAGGAAGGAACAGUGGUCACCAAAAUGAUAGCAGGCAGCAACAACAUCAAAGGAACUUCUAG
Molecule: messenger RNA, 435 nt
Organism: Lactuca sativa (garden lettuce)
Lineage: Eukaryota; Viridiplantae; Streptophyta; Magnoliopsida; Asterales; Asteraceae
Source: RefSeq, a predicted model, not a curated record